Messenger RNA from Lottia gigantea (owl limpet), 882 nucleotides. RefSeq lists its product as hypothetical. The transcript has a single exon. Bases 1 to 882 code for a protein of 293 amino acids. The record is from RefSeq and is a predicted model, not a curated record. Gene Ontology annotation, molecular function: nucleotide binding; DNA-directed DNA polymerase activity; DNA binding. Lineage: Eukaryota; Metazoa; Mollusca; Gastropoda; Lottiidae. Gene Ontology annotation, biological process: DNA replication.
AUGUCAUGGAGCUUGUUUGAUAAAAUAUUACAAAGUUAUGAAAGAAGUAUUCCAGAAUAUUUCCAAUGGUAUUAUUUGUAUCAUUACCAUAAAGAAAUGGUAGAAGAAGAAUGGUAUGAAACUACUAGAAUGGUUCCAAAACACACCGAAAAAGAAAACGUAGAAAAAGUUUACUCACAUACACACCCUUUUAUAAGACAUUUUAUCAGACAAUCCAUUAAAGGAGGAAGAGUUUCUGCUAACAGAAAAUCAUUUGAAACGAAUAAAAUGGAUGAAAUUUUUAAUGUAUUAAAUGAGUUUAGUGAAACACAAAGUGAUAAUAUAAUUGAUUCAUUUAAAGAAUAUAGUAAAAGUAAAAAGAUAAAAUUACUUUUACGAACAAAGAAGGUACAAACUGGCACUAAAAUCAGGUUCAGAAAUGGUUUCUGUCACAAGGUUUUAACAUCGGUCGAUAUUCAAGAAAUAGUUAAAGCUGGUGGACGAAUUAUUAGAAUAUUAGAUGGUAUAGUAUACGAAGAAAAUUUUAAAACUCCACCCUAUAGAGAUUAUAUUUUAAUUUUGAGAGAUCUAAGAAAUAAAUAUAAACAAGAAGGUAAUAUCGUAGGUAGUAAUUGCAUGAAAUUAUUAGGUAAUUCUUUGUAUGGUAAAUCUAUUCAGAAGGAUAUAACUACAUCGAGACAUUUAUGGAGUGAAGCGACUUUAAAAGCCAACUUCGAUUCACACGUCAAAAGCUAUCCUAAAGUAAAUGAGACUCAAUAUAUCGUUCAGAUAAAUGAUGAAGAAAAAGAAUUUGACUGUAUACCUCCUAAAUCUACACGACUAACACCUAGUCAUUUGGGGUCAUUCGUAUUAUCUCACAGUAAAAAAAUUUUAUUCACGUAA